Molecule: messenger RNA, 5708 nt
Organism: Ailuropoda melanoleuca (giant panda)
Lineage: Eukaryota; Metazoa; Chordata; Mammalia; Carnivora; Ursidae
Gene: HILPDA
Product: hypoxia inducible lipid droplet associated
Biological process (GO): positive regulation of cytokine production; positive regulation of cell population proliferation; autocrine signaling
Cellular component (GO): lipid droplet
Source: RefSeq, a predicted model, not a curated record
GAGCCCUGUGCGUGCGGCCCAGUGCGUGCGGCCCGAGUGCGCGUGCGCGGCUCCGGGGCUGGAGCCGUCGCUAUAAGUGGGUGGCGUGGGCACCUUCGUUCUGCUCCUCCUUGCCUAGGGCUGCGGUUUAAUACCGUGAGAGUCGUCUGGGCUGCGUGUUAGCGCUAUUCGGGAGCUGACUUUUCUCCGGACUCCUGCACGACCCGCAGGUACAGCGAGCAGACCGCUGCUGGCCCUUCCUCCUGGAGUAUCCAGAGGCCUUGGAGAAGCGAAGACAGCUCUACUACUCUACAGAGGAGUGGGGUCCUUUCAGCCAUGAAGCCUGUGUUGAACCUCUAUCUCUUAGGUGUGGUGCUGACCCUGCUCUCCAUCUUCGUUAGACUGAUGGAGUCCCUGGGAGGCUUACUGGAGAGCCCAUUGCCUGGGACCUCCUGGACCACCAGAGGUCAGCCAGCCAGCACAGAGCCCAAGGGCAAUCCAGACCAUCCAUCCGGAGGGGUGUGAUAAGACCUCUCUCCACCAGCUAUAACCUUGGAACACUGGCCUAAACACAUCCAGGUGGUUGUCCAAUUGCUGGGCAGGAAAGCUCAGAACAUCAGUGUUAUCAGAACUGUUACCAGGCCCUCGAAGGGCCUCUCCAUCUGGAUGCUCCUUGCCCUGGAAAAGGAAUCCUAAUAUACAGGUGUGAGCAGGUUGCCUAUGACUGCAAUGGAAUAAUGUUACUGCUUUCCCCAGGGUCUGUACGCCCUGGUGUCCUUGGCAACAUGGCUCUGAUGCCUCUUAGAUAGGGACUUGUGCGUCAUAUUCAGCUGUUGGGAGAUGGUGCCAUUUUCAUCCCUGCUUUGUCAACAUCUGCCAAGAGUUCUUCAAGCUUAGAUGUUUUAUGGUCAGUUUAUGUGGCGGUCAGUUUCUCUUCCACAAGAGCUUGUCUGUGUGUGGACAACAGUUGAAGUGGUGUAUGGGUUGGCUGUACAGAGGGGGAUGAUGAAAUAGUCAGUGUCCACCUCUCGUUUCACAUGGUAAAGUCCUUUCUCCAACAUAGCAUAUACGCGUGUAUAUUGAUCUGAAGGGGGCAGUGGGAUGACAAAGCCUGCUCAAGAAUGGCAUUAUGGCCACCAUGUGGCUUAAAUGAAUUUUUCUAAUGAAAUAAAAAUUUAUAUAUAUUUCUAGUAUGUGUCAUAUUGACCUCUGCCCUUGAAAUUAGUGGUAGGGAAGGGUCUUAAUUCCUAGAUUUGGGGUUUGACAUCUUAAAAACUCAGGAGCAGAAAAGUACUUAAAACACUUUGUUUAAAACAUAAUGUCGGGGCUCCUGGGUGGCUCAGUCCAUUAAGCAUCUGAAUCAGUCUCAGGGUCAUGAGUUCAAGGCCCUCAUUGGGCUCCACACUGGGCAUAGAACCGACUUAGAAAAACAUAAAAAAUAAAACGUAACACAAAAAACCGGAAUUUGGAGGCAAGGGCAGUUAGGUCUGCCCUGAAUCCACCAGUUUUCUGAGCCUGGGCCAAGAAUAUUCUAGUCCUCUCUUGACUCUUCAUUCCUAAAGAAAAGGAAAAAUAAUUAUUUCUUCUAGCACCUUCACCUUCAGUCUCUGGGGGGAAGAGGACUAUCUGUCCAGUAGGCUUUGUUUUUUUCUUCUGUACUGCUGUUAUCCACCAGAAUGAGUGCUCAAUUUUGAUUGUUCUCCGGGUCAGCUGGUAAAAUGUCCACACUUCACAGUUGUUGUUGCUCACUCCCAGGUCUUCACAGUUUGGCUCUUACACGCAAAUGGAGGGUUUGGGGUUUUUUUGUAUCCACUGCUCCAACCCCUACUCUACGUUGAAGUGCAUCCAUUCCUCUGCCCAUGGUAAUAUAUCCAUUCACACUCUCUUGAUGUGUCUCAUUUUAUCUAUGGUGAGUUUGAUUUACUUUUGCCAAAGGGUGCGAAUGGAGUAUGGUGCCUCUGUUAUGCCACGGUUGCUUCCUGACUUGUUCUUGAGCCUGAGUGCCACUACUCUGGAAGCUGGUGGUUUGGGCAUCACUUCUGUUGCACUAUGGUGGUCACUAGUGGCUGUUUAGCAAGUAUUUCCAGCUUUCCACCUUCUGGGCACGUGGUACGACCCGGCUCCCAGAUCCUCUCCGGAUGGCUGGGGUUAGGUGGCUCAUCUCUCAGUAGCGUAGUACACUAAAAGAUACGGUUGGCUUUUUAUCUCUCACUUCAGGCACUUUCACGUGCCAGUAGCUAUCCUAGAACAUAUUACUUAAAUUUGAUAUAUUUUCUCAUUCUCACACCUCCAACUCAUUCGGGUUGUUUUUAAGUGGGAGAGCUGUACCUUAAGGUUCUCUCCCCCAAGCGGUUUAAUUGAAAUGGUUUACAGGGUGCCAGAACCUUUGUGAGGUCUUCACUCUAAGACAAUUAAUCUACUUGGAGAUUUUAACAACAGAUGUGAUGGCCAUGCCACUGUUUCGAUCUUGCCUGUGAGUAGGGUGACCGGCUGUCCCCAUUUGCCUGGCAAAGGGAUUUUCUGGGAUGCAGUACUUUCAGUGCUAAAACUGGGACAGGUCUGGAUAAGCCAAGACAGUCUGUCAUCUUUCCUACAAAGCUGAGUUUGAAUUGACAUUUGAUACUGCAAACAUUUCUCAGUUUUAUCUGUUAACCAGGUAGGGAUGAGAAGUAGUUGCUUCUCCAAACCCUGCAGACCCACUGAUUUCUGUAAUCUCUUUACAGCCCUUGUGCCUGUUUGCAAGCCGGCCAGUUCUUGUCUGAGCUAAUUUUGUGCUUUGUCAGUGGCAACCAACAGUAUCCAAUUCAGGCUGUUAAAAUUCUGUUCUCUGACUUUCUCUUAACUUCUUAGAUAGAUUAGGUCAAGUAUGUCUCUAAGUUACUGCAGGCAACACUUUUACCAAAUACUUUGCUACUGUAUAACAUGAGUUGCCUUCUUCCCACCUUUCAGUAAGAUCUCUUCGCUGCCUGCCCUCCAAGUAGAUUAAUGUCACACAUUCUAAAGUUUUCCGUUGUUUUAAAUAUGCAGCACCCACCUCUACAGUCCUGUCUCCCUAUCAGUCAAGGACACGUUAGGUUAGGUUAUGCGGCAGCAACAACUGAAUUCUCAGUAGCUUAAAACAGAACAGUUGCCUAAGACUGUGCUCCCAGGAAGCAGAAUUAGGGCCAAAUUAGGGAAUAUUCCCUUCCCCCAGGGUAAGGGGCCUUCUUCGCACCUGCUCAGUGGCACAUCCGGAUUGCUAGGCUGUGUUUCCUGUUCCUCCCCUUUUCCCUUCGUGCAUUCAUCUCAUCCCUGUUCCACCGAUACUUAUUCGACAUGUGGGGGCUUAUUUUUUUAGUUUAUAGUCUCCAUCUCAAGCCACAUAGGAAAGUGGUGUAGAGACGACUGUGCAUCACUCAGAGAUGCUUGAAUUUGAACUUGAUGUUGUAGCUGAAGGGAAUUACUGGGUUGUCUUCUUCGGGGAGUUACGGUGGAUGCAGGAGGGAUAGUGAGCUGAAUGAUUAUUGACUAGAAGGGUCAUCAGUGACCCUUGCCUUUCAAGCACAUGAUAGAAGUGCACUUCCUGACACCUUUGUGGUUGGACAAGGCCAUGAAUUCGUUCUGGCCAAUGAGUUGUGAGUAGAAGUGACUUGUGCCAAUUCUAGCUUGGAACACCUAAGCACCGGUUCAAAAACCUCCAAAACCUUCUUUAAACUUCUUUUUCCCUCCACUACAGUGACUAGCAAUGGUCCAAAGGGAACUGUUCCAUUAACGUAGGUCCUGGAGUGAGGAUGCCAUGGAGGGGAGCCCUUGACUACUUAUUUACAUGUAGUGUAGAUAAAAAAGAAACCUGUGUUCUGUUAAGCUCCUGCAGCAUGACUUGGCCUAUCCUGACUGAUACAUUGCCUUCAGCACCUAAUGGCUACUGUGCUUUGAAUAAGAUUUCAUUACUACCUACCUCAGAUAACAUGCAUAAGAUGGUGGGGGUGGGGGGACAUGUAAACAAACCGAUAAUAUUUCAUGGUUCUGUGAUAGAAACAUGUAUAGGAUGUGGGUACAUAAAGUUAUCUGCUGGCAGGAGGCAGAUGUUCAAGCUUCUUAGAGGAUCUGAAUUUUAAAAAAUGAAUAGGUAGCCACGUUCGGAAAGACUUUCCCUACUAGAGGGAACUGUGAGCAAGGACGGGGAUAGGAGCCCAAGCACAGCACAAUUAGAAAGCUGCGUGUACAAACCCUAAAGCCUUGUUAUUAGCUUGAGGCCUUUGCUCUAGUGCCACCUAGUGGAGUCUAAGGAAGAAGGAAACACUGACUAUAUGCUGUGUAAUGCUUUCCAGAUUUGAAAGGCCCUUCCUCUGAAGCUUGUGAUAGAUAUCAGAAUAUUAAAAGGCUGGAAGAUAUGAGCUAGUCUAACACUGUCCAAUAAAAAUAUAAUGCAAGCCACAUAUGUAAUUUAAAUUGUUCUAGUGGUGACAUUCAAAAGAAAUAGGAAAAGCUGUUUUAAACACCUUUAACCCGAUAUACUAAAAAUAUUAUUUCUACAUGUAGUCAACCUAAGAAGUUAUUUAUGAGUUAGAUAUUUUACAGUUUUUGGUACUAAGUAUGUAUUGGUAUCUUACACUUAGAGCAUAUCUCAUUUGGAUUAGCCACAUUUCAGGUGCUCAGUCACAUGUGGCUAGUGGCUACUGUAUUGGACAGCAUAGAUCUUUUCAUUUUACUACAGAGGGAACAGAAGGAAGCUAAGUAACUUAGACAAUAUCAUUGAAUUAAUGGGUGCUCGAUUGCUAGUAUGCAGCUCUUUCUACAACAUGAUUUUUUUUUUUUUUGAGGAACUCUUCAAAAUGCAGGAUAGCAAAAUAGUUUCAAUAAUGUGCUUUUUCACCCCUAGGUAAUUCUUGUGUGGACACAUGUGAGAUUUUUUUCCUAUGAAAACCUAUUGUAGCAAAUCAAAAUUAUGAAAUGACUGUAACUUACAGUGUUUACAUGCUGCUUUGCCCAUAGACCAUCAAUAAUACCUCAGACUUGAUUUGCUUUGUAUGGCAAAUGUAUAUAUGUAUCUAUCUCAAUUUAAUUCAUAAUUCAUCACUUGAACACUAACUUCUUAUUAUGUUUCCUUCUAGACCUUGUUCAUACACAUUGGGCAUUUCUAUAUUGUAAUAGUAUGAGUGCAAUUUGGACCCUUUUUCCCCUGUUGCUUAACAUUAUGAAAUAGAGAACUAAAUAAUUGAUAAAAGCAGGUAGUUUUAUGUAAUCUGAGGAAUUCUAAAUUGGAGAACAUUUUAUUCAUAAGACUUAUUAGAAUAAUGUACUAAUAUUUAUGUAAUAAGAGACAGGAAAAGUUAAAUGGUAAAUACUGGUAUAAGUAUGUAUAAACAUUUAUAAACAUAUAAACAAAGGAUAGAAAAAAUAGCAAUAGUGGAUUCAUUUUGGAGGAAGUGUGGUGGGAACUGAGCCAAUGACGGGGGGUGGGAAGGAGUUUUUCACUGUCCCUUUUGAAAGUUUAUAUUGUUUGUACCUUGUGAAUGUGUUACUUAUUUGAAAUUAUUUUUUUAAUGCCUAUAAUCAAUCUUUUCCAGUUUCUAUUUAUAAUAGCCGUCUGGAAUUUUAAUUGGGAUUUUAUUGAGCCUACAGAUCAAUUUGGGGUGAAUUGACAUCUUAAUAUUGAAUCUUCCAGACCAUGAACAUAGUAUAUCUUUCUGUUUGUUGUUGGUUAAGAAUUUUUUUUUUUUAAUUUUAUUUGUCAGAGAGAGAGCACA